Molecule: messenger RNA, 1119 nt
Organism: Boeremia exigua
Lineage: Eukaryota; Fungi; Ascomycota; Dothideomycetes; Pleosporales; Didymellaceae
Product: cupin-like domain-containing protein
Exons: 3
Coding region: 13-1101 (362 amino acids)
Molecular function (GO): 2-oxoglutarate-dependent dioxygenase activity
Source: RefSeq, a predicted model, not a curated record
GCGUUCAAAAAGAUGUUGGUCUCAGAUGAGGUCGUUGGCCUCAGAGACGCAGAGCAGGCUGCUACAAGGCCUGCACCAACGGGUCUCGCUGCGGGCGCAACCUUGGACGAUGCUGUAAGAGAUCUCAUAACAACCUACCACGACCUCAACCCCUCCACCAUCGACACCCUAUACUCCGACCCCUCGCCCCUGGAAUUCAUGCGCUACGUCGCCCGCAACCGCCCCUUCGUCAUCAAAAACAGCGCCGCAGACUGGAAAGCCCGCCAACACUGGACCGCCGCGUACCUGAAGCGCGCCAUGGCCGGCCACUCCGUAAACGUCUCGCUCACGCCCCACGGGAACGCCGACUCCGUCGUGUCGCUCCCGGGCGGCGGCCACGUGUUCGCGAAGCCGCACGAAGCCACCGAAGACUUCGCGGCUGUGAUUGAUGCCAUCAGCGCCCAGGGCCUGCAGUCCACCACCGAGACUCCCGCGCCCCGCCACAUCCGCUACGCGCAGACCCAGAACGACAAUCUGCGCGACGAGUACGCGCCACUCCUCGCAGACGUGCCGCCCAGCAUCCCCUUCGCGCACGUCGCCCUCGACCGCGCGCCCGACGCGAUAAACCUGUGGCUCGGCAGCGCGGCGUCGCGCACCGCGCUGCACAAAGACGCGUAUGAGAACCUGUACGCGCAGAUCCUGGGGCGCAAGCACUUUGUCCUCUUGCCGCCGUCGGACGCCGCGUGUGUGGGUGAGCGGGGGGUGCUGGCGGGUACUUAUGCGCCGCGCGACCCCGAGCGGGAGGGGGCGGGGGAGCUGGUGCUUAAGGUCGAUGAGCCGGAGGCGUAUGUGCCGUGUGCGCUGUGGGAUCCGGAGACACCGGAGGUGAAUGCGACGAAGUACUCCAGCUUGGCGCGGCCGAUCAGGGUGACGCUCGAGGAGGGCGAUGUGAUGUAUCUGCCGGCGCUGUGGUAUCAUCAGGUGCGGCAGAGUUGUGACGACGAGGGGCUGUGUUGCGCAGUGAACUACUGGUAUGAUAUUGAUUUCGCGGGCGGAUUUUGGAGCACGGCGGGGUUUGUGAGGGCGGUGGGUGUUCUUGGGGAGGAAGGGGGGAGUGGCUAGGAUUGCGUAGGAUUGUGU